CCCUAUCUUUGGUGGUUUCAUGAAAGCUUGAUCGACCCAUACUACACUGUUACCUCCUAAGCGGUCUACACCAAUGACGGACUGGCAGAGGGUAAGCAGCUUGUUAUUCAUCAUGCAUUAUGACUAUCGAAGCAACGGAGAAUUGCGUGAAAACCACUCUCUAGGCUUCCCCACUACCUAGUAUAUAGCAGGCCCGUUUCUGCUGUUAUGUGGGAGCAUCAAGCCCUUUCAAUCUUCCAUCCACAAAACUCAUUAUCUGAGAAAACAUGGCCACUCAUCCUGCACUUCAAAUAACCGGCAUCAAGAAGCCGUUGAAGUUGGUGCAAGUCCCCACCCCGGAGCCCCAGCAAAAUGAAGUCCAAGUCCGCAUAGAAUGGGUACCUUCCGCACCCUUGGACGUGUACCAAGUGGAUGCUGGCUUAAUGGUCCAAUUCCCUCAGGGUCUCGGUGACAGCGGUGCUGGUACCGUGGUGGCAGUUGGGCCGGGUGUUGAGCGCCUUCGUGUUGGUGAUCAAGUCUUUGGUUUCUUCUUUCACAACGACAAGGAGAAGGGCCAACAGAUCUAUGUAACCGCAGCGGAACAUCUCUUUGGAAAGACGCCCCCAAGUGUGUCGCUGGCUGCCGCGGUUACGGUGCCGACAAACUUCUGUACCGCAUUUCUGACUCUCUCUGAGAAGCUUGGACUGGACCUGCCUUGGCCACGUCCCUCCAACUUUACCCCUCAGCACCAAGAUGCACCGAUUCUCAUCUGGGGAGCAGGUAGCUCCGUUGGUCAAUUCGCAGUCCAGAUCCUCCAGUAUUGGGGAUACACGGAAGUCAUCGCAACGGCAUCUUCCAAGCACCACGAAAGGAUCAAGGGCUACGGCGCCAAACAUGUCAUUGAUUAUCAAGACCCCAACGCCAUAGACUCGAUCCUCAAGAUAUUGAACACAGAAAGCCCCGCCAUUCCCAUUCGCGCUUUCGACUGUAUCUCCUCGAAGUCCGGAUCUCUGCAGCAUAUCGCCAAAAUCGCAACUCUGCCAGGCUCAAUUGUGGCCGCUGUUCUCCCUGUGGUUACCCGUUCUCCUUCAGACAAGGAGGGUGUGCAGGUUUCAGCUGACGUUGCCGGGGAAGCACCCUGGAUGUCUGGUGUAGAGGUCCACAGCGUUAUAAGCUAUGCUUAUGAAGCGAAUGCCUUUUUGAAAGAUCAUCUAUUCCCAGAUAUUGUUCCCGCACUACUUGACUCGGGGGCCAUUCAGCCGAAUAAGUAUCGUGAGAUUGAAGGCGGCUCGCUCUUGCAGAGGGCCUCCACGGCUCUGGAUACCUUGAGAAGUGGCACUGUUAGUGGUGAAAGACUUGUCUGGAAGGUUUGGACCAAGGAGGAAUACCCGCAAUAUGAGUAAACUGCUUCGAUAUAGUCAAUAUGUGCAGGAAAGUAGGACGUACUAGAGUGUUAGAUGACUGUGUUGAACCUAAUGUAAAACUUGGAGAUCAAGUCUUUU
Messenger RNA from Aspergillus pseudotamarii, 1481 nucleotides. RefSeq names its product zinc-binding alcohol dehydrogenase family protein. Gene Ontology annotation, molecular function: oxidoreductase activity, acting on NAD(P)H. The coding region runs from base 267 to 1382 and encodes 371 amino acids. The record is from RefSeq and is a predicted model, not a curated record. NCBI's taxonomy places the organism in Eukaryota, Fungi, Ascomycota, Eurotiomycetes, Eurotiales, Aspergillaceae. The transcript is spliced from 3 exons.